GCCACAGUGCAUGUAUUUAUUUUGUGAAUUUGUGCGGUUGUCAUGGAUCGUUUUUGAAUCGGCGAUUCUCAGAAAUGAGCAUUAUGACAGAAGUAACUGACAGUUUGGAAAAUAGCUUGGUCAAUGGGAACAGCGACAAGCAGCCUCAUACAGGUGUAAGCAGUGGGAGUAUUACAGAUAAAUCAAAGAAUACAGAUGAGCAUACUUCAGCUAUUUUACAUGUGAAUGGGGAGCAGAGUUGUUCGGCCUCAGUACCACCAGUUAAAAGCAGGCCAGACAUCGCCCCAUCCACCACCAAGUCGCGUCUCAAAGAAAUAGACAAGGACAAAAGUCAGGCGAGUAUGGGGUGUAACAACACACGCACUGUGAUGGUGAUAGAACCCACAAAGAAAACCAGUGGGAAGGUGUCUCCAAGAGUGACAGAAAGUGAGCACACAGACAACAACACAAAGGAAAGUUUAAAUCCAAGUAAAAACAGUGGUGAAAUUGAGGCAUCAAGCAAAACUGGAAGUAGUGAUAAUGUGUUUGCUGACCAGAUUGUGCAAGACACAAUGCCCAUCACAAACAGCAGUGACAGUGGACAGAACAGGUCUCGCAACACGUCAAGGACAAGUGAGAGCACAAACUCAGAUACAGAGAAGGCUGCGCUUCCAAGUGAGUCUGCAAGUGAAAGCACUGAAAAGGUUGUGAGAGAAACGAAUAGUUCAAGUGAUGUAACAGAUAUUGAGGAAACUGCCUAUGAUGGUAAUCAGGAGAGUAGCAGUUUAGAGAGUGGGUCCCAAAAUCGGCCACAUAGCUUAUCGCUGCCGAAACCUCUACAGUACUAUGAGCGGCAUCGGCACAAAGGGCUCAAGGCAGGAAUUCCUGAUGACACAAGUAGUGAUGACCAAAUAAGUGUGGACAGUGACAUCAGUUCCCUUGGCUCAUCUUUGCAAGGAAUGAUAAUGAGAAAAGGUGACAUGAUUGAGUUUGUGGCAGAUAACUUGCAGGAAAAAAUUAGGGGAAGCAGAGACUCCUCUAGCAUGGGCAGUCGCACAUCCAGUAUGCGCAGCAUCUCCAGCGUGAAUAGCAUCUCCAGCUAUACCUCAUCAUUAGCUACGUCUGUAUCUGGCAUGUCCCGCUCCCCUAGCAGUCUAGUGCAGCAGUCACCUGACGCCAUACCCCCUAUUGACCCUCAAGCCAUGCAAGACUUGGAGUCCCAAGCCAGGGUUGUGGCUGACAGGGUUGACUUGAUGAUGGGUAACCUGAAGGCAAACCUUUUCAAGAUGUCAGCAAUAACAGUUGGUACACUGGAUGCCUAUAAGCACUCUGUGGAAAGCACCUGUGAAGCUGUAGAUGCUAGUAUAAAGGCAAUGUAUGCCCUAAUGGCAAAGUGUGAGGAGUUGAGUACUACUGUCAAACCUGUGUACCAGCUAGCAGAUCAAAUCAAGGAGAUUAAACGGUUGUUGGACUUAUUUGAAGGCCAGUUAGAUACAAAGACGUAGUCUUGUGGACUGGAUGUGUUGAAACCCACUGAACAGAUACAGGAGUCCAAUGGUGUGCAAUAUUUUCAGAUGUGCCAAUUGUGGACAAUAAUUAAAUUCUAGUUAAAUAGAAGUUUGCACCAUGUACACGUAUGUAUGUCAAAACAAGACAUUAUCUUGAAUGUGUUUUAUAUUACAUACCAGCUGUGAAUCAGGGGAGUUCAUCUUUAAAGGAGAAGAAAAAUUAAAACAAUGACACUAUAGGCUGAAAAGAGCAAAUUUUUUUCUAUCUGGCGGUGCCUGCUGCAUAAUUUUGCAAUUUUUCAUCGCCAUACACGUAAAGUCUGAAAACUGAAAACGAGUUCAUCGUGUCCUCAUUCUUAAACCCCCUUUAAUUUAUGCUGGGUGUGUGUUGCCUCUCAGCCAAUGGAAGUCGUUAAAACUGCCAGCUUGUUCGUGUAAACUCAGAACCUAUGUCCAACAUUCCAGUUUUCCAAUCGUGUAGCGGAAAAUGAACUGUACUGUUUGCUGUCUUCUGGGAAGAAUAGUUAUGUACCAACUGCACUUCAGCGGUUUCUGGAGGCAAUUCUCCUCCUAACACAGAAGACUUUAGGACUAGUUCUUAGGCAAAAUGGAGACACCCACAGCGGAUUUUGGCGCUAACUUUAUUUAUAAUUUAUCAACUUGAGGUACAGAUUAGAAUUAUUUUUAUGGCAUGCACCUGCGAGGAAAUGCAUUCUCUUUUCAGUGUUUGAUAUUUAAAUUUUCUUCUCCUUUAAUAUUACUAUUAUUAACUACUAUGUAACUAUGUAACCAGUUCAUCUAUCCAAGUGUGAACACCUGAAUCCAUUUACAAUGGGGUUGUUUGGAAUGAGUUGUAACAUGUGUACCAUUUUUGUACAGGGAGCUUUAACUUUGCUGUGUGCAUAGAUGUACCGAAAUUGCUCUAAGAUAUUCACUGUUGUUCUACUAAAAGCACCAGUACCAAACCCAGCUUUAGUGCAAAACUAAAGUUCUGAAUGUAGAGAUAACCAGCUGGUUCUUAACUGGUCUAAACAAUUGGUGCAUUCCACUGGGCAAACCUGAUUGGUUUAAUCUGUUGCCUUUAUUUUAAAUUAAAUCUAUCAACAUUUUUACUCCACAUCUUCAUCUCUCAAGGUGUUAAGACGCUCUUACCAGUACACGUACAAGUAAUCACAAUAUUUUACCUGGAAUCGCUGUUAUGGUAGAUAUACAACCAUAACUCUUAUGUACUGGUCUGUGGUAAAUGAACUACAAGAUGUGAAUCAAGUAUGAUUAGCUAUUACUUUGUGUAUGUAUUCAUGCAUGAAGCUAUAAAAUAUGAAUUAUGUGCUCAGUUUUUAUCAGUUUGUUUAUCGCAUGCUCUAUUUCACAGUGAUUCGCAUUUCCAAUGUUAGCAUCAUAGUACAUAUGUAGUGAACAUCUGUGGUUAGUAAAACAAAAGUAAAUUGAACGUUUAUUCCAGGUUUAAUAAAUAUGAUACAUUUUGAACAAAGCGUUUUUGUAGCAUAAUGUGGGUCUGAUGGUUCAGCUCACAUGUUGUGAACCUUGCAAACAUUCCAAAGAAAAACAGAGCUACUGGAGCCCUGGAUUCGUAAUGAACACUUGUAUUGUAGAAGCCACACAACUUUCAUUGAUGAGUAAAGUUAUCUAAUAUCUCACCCAUGACUAAGUUACACAUUUGGCCUGAUUCAUAAAUUUCUAUUGAUCUGAGAAAGAUGAUUUGAGGUUUGUUUGGAAGGCAGGAUGAUAUCAUAUGGUAUGUUUCAGAACCGAGUGUAAUGUUUUAUGACAUUUAGUUUCUAUUAAAAAUGCACUUUUGGGCUGAAAUUUCAGUACCUUUACUCUAAAUUAAAAUGUCAUGUCCAUGUUAGACAUGACACUUCAGCUUUAAUUCUGAGCAUAAGUGGAUAUUUGUGCUGUUUACAAGUGUUGUCUAACCAAAUAUCCCUCCACUGAAAUAUUGUGUGAAAACAUACACCUCUUCCCCAUGACAAAACAGGUCUAGUGCAGUGAUACUGCAAUUCUUCAACCUUUUUGCAUGUUUUGCAAGGUGUUUAUUCAAGCAUAUUUUGAAGGCAUUAUUCUGUGUAGACUGAUACAAUUGUAUUUUGCUUUAAGUCUUUAAAUUGGCCAAUCCAACCCAAUAUUUUGUCUCCAAAAAGCAAAUUAAAACAUGUGCAUAAAUUGCUCUGAAAGUUGCAUUUUCUUACAUGAAAAGUUUAAGGAAUGAGGGUAUGUAUGAGGGUGUCAGGCCACUGAGACUGUUGCAUAUGUGCAUGUGUAUACAACACAGGAAUAGACAUGAAGCAGUGCUGGUUGUAAAUUAGAAACACCAUCAGUAUAACAACGCAGAUUUAAAUUCAAGCCCAUAACUGCUAUUAAGAUAUAGCAUCUUCAAGGUGUUCUUUUCUAAAAUAUUUUAAAACAUUGAAUAGGGUAAUUUGUACCCUCACUGCAUUGCAUAGUGUGUUGUUAUGAGAGAGGUGUGUAUAACUUCUGUUAAAUCCAAACAUUUUCAUGUUCAUUGUGAUGACAGUUGCUACACCAGAUACAAAAUUCAGAAGCUAUGUAAAUCCAAGAUCUUUUUUUUUUCAUAGCUCAUUGUACAUGUACUACCCUAUUGGCACAGGUGAAAAUGGGCAGAAGGGGUUUCCACAGUUCUGUGUUGACAUGUAAUAUGUGCUUAUUUAGUUUAUAUUAGCACUGUUUACAAUGAAUAUGUGGCUUCUAUCUACCCUAUUUCUUGUAAUUUUUGGGACACCUGCUCUGCUCAUUUUAGCCAAUAUGUAUGUAGCUGUAGCAGGAAUGUUGAGUUUCUUCUUUCUCACAUGGUUAGACCGGUUAAUGGACAACAUAAUCAUAUCUUUACUUUUCCAAAAGGCUGGUAAAGAAAUGUAAUAUUCUACUUUGAACACUACUAAUAUCUGUCCCAAAAAUUAGAACAAUUAGGGUAUUUUUGUUACUGAGGUUUUUUGUAAGUAUAAGAAUGCCAUUUGUUAUCAGAACUUAAAAAAUAAGUCAUGACAAAUUAUAAUUUGGAACUGCCAUGAAAUUGAGCUCAUUGCUAAAUCGAUAUAUAUGUAAGAGACAUUUAGGCUGUUUUGGGACAAUGGUCUUGGCCAAGCCUCCCGUGCCCCCUCUUCCAACAAUAAUGUACUCGUAUUAGUUUAGCCACUCCAAGGAAGCUCAAAUACACUGAAUGUGUAAACCAGUCCAAAAUAAUAACUGUGCUCAAGAGACUACUAGUUUGAGAAUUUUCCUUAGAUUUACAUGUAAGUUUUAUAGAACUUUAUCAGUUGCUUUUUGUCUUUCUCUUUGUCAUUAGUCACUGGCCAUCAUUGUCAUUCACUGCUGCAAGAGACGUGCUGCAAACAGCUGCUUAUCCAAA
Liolophura sinensis is the source of this 4875-nucleotide messenger RNA. Its product is annotated as BLOC-1-related complex subunit 6-like. NCBI's taxonomy places the organism in Eukaryota, Metazoa, Mollusca, Polyplacophora, Chitonida, Chitonidae. The transcript is spliced from 6 exons. Gene Ontology annotation, cellular component: BORC complex. The record is from RefSeq and is a predicted model, not a curated record. Gene Ontology annotation, biological process: lysosome localization. Bases 75 to 1484 code for a protein of 469 amino acids.